AUGUUUGCGGAUGACAUUAAGCUCUGGAGCGUCAUUCGAACUGCAGAUGACGAAGAGCAUCUGCAGGCGAACCUAAAUCGACUCCAACAGUGGUCAAAGGCCUGGCUUCUGCCGUUCAACGAGAAAAAGUGUAAUAUUCUACGAGUCGGCAGAGCUCGCUCUCCGAACCAUAUGGCCUACUGCCUAAAUGGUAUACCACUGCAAGAAGUGGACUCGCAGAAGGACGUGGGAGUAUGGAUUACGACCUCGCUCAAACCCUCGCUGCACUGCACGAAGAUAGCCAAGUCUGCAAUGUCAGUCCUCUACCUUGUCAAGCGGGCUUUCUCUGCCUUUGACGAAGACUGCUUCGCUAAAGUCUUUCGAACUUUUGUGCGUCCGCAACUAGAAUUUGCUAUCCAAGCUUGGAGACCCUGGACCGCGAAGGACCUCAGCAUCCUUGAAAGGGUUCAAAGGCGUGCAACGAAACUUGUGGCAGGACAGGGUUCACUACCAUAUGCAACGCGGUUAGCUAACCUUUAUCUCUUUCCCUUGAGUUACAGGCAGUUACGGGGUGACCUGAUACAAGUCUUCCGUAUCAUACGCGGUCAGGACUGCAGCCUCGUACCGGGUGACUUCUUCGAGUUAGCAACCACCACAAAUCUACGAGGCCAUCCACUCAAACUACGUGUGACAGGGGCCAGACUGGACACACGAAAGUUCUUCUUCUCCAACAGAGUGGUAGAAGCCUGGAAUGCCCUGCCUGUGGAUGUCGUUAUGUCUGCUUCCGUCGAGGUUUUUAAGAGGAAGCUGGAUUUGUGUAGCACUGUGCACUAAAUUACCACCCCGAUCUCUGUAACAUCGACAAAUUCCGCUAUUAUAAUACUACUUGCUAUAUUUCAGUAACAUUUUAAAUUGAACUUAUUAUUGUACCAACCCAUCGCCUACGCUUACUGACAUGCACAUAUGCAAAUUUUGUCCCCGGACAUAUUAUUUAUUUCGCUGCACUCGAAACGACAGCUCUACAACUGCUCGUACCACUAAAAUUCGAGACAGUUUGUUUGUCUGUACAGACAUGACGCUUUUCCGAUUAUUUGUUACUUUAUGAUACCUUUUCGAGUUUUUGAGAUUUUGCUUGCUUGUAAACAAAUAGGGAGUUCAAAGGUGAAGACCUACAUUUCCCUCAAUAAACUGAACUGAACUCAAAAGGUUGCUGAGGCGAGACACAAGGAGCACUAGUAUAUGAGGUGCAUAACCAACCUGAAUCUCUGUCCUUUGAAUCAUAGGUGAUUGCGCAGGGACUUGAUACAGACUGUCCCUAUCAUACAUGUUUUGGACGGUAUACUCGUCCAACUCGCCACAUAAAACCUCCGAGAGUAUAAUUUCAAACUACGUGUGACUACGAACGGACUGUGACCGAUCGCGUCCGGCUUCCUCUCGUCUCGCUACGUUGACACAAAUAGCCUCAUUCGGUGUAUGAAUUCUGCCCUGACGAUGUCCGUUUUGAGUCCCUUAUAGUAUACCACAUCCAGGCCAGUCCUGUCUGACCCACAUACUUAGCCCCUCAUGGAUGACACUUUUUUCUGCUCUGACGAUGUCUGUUUAUAAUCCGUUAUAUACUGCCACAUGCAGGCGGGGCCUGCCGCAUUUUUGUCCUUUCAUGGGCGACAGUUUUUUCUCGUUUAAAAUUAGUCCGAUCAUUUUGCUUAUUCUAAAAUGGCGUUUUUUCACUGCACGCUCAUCAUUUUUCUUAACGGAAUAUUUAUUUAAUAACUAUGUAUUGCGUAUUGUACAGAUUCUGUCUACCCCUUCCAAGAUUUAUGUGAACAUUUAUUUUCACUUGCCAUGAAGGCACACCGAAUAAUCUUUAAGAAAGAAUAAAGAAGAUUGGAUCUGAGAAGGUAUUUUUGUCCUUUUUUGAAUGACCUAUCCAAGACGAUUGCAAUACCUCAGUCUUUAGAGACGUUCCAGCGUCGCAUUUGCAGACAUCUGCUGCAGCAAAGAUCGGACGGAGCGACUCCAUGACCUCAAAAAUAAAUGCGAUUAUGUGGAACUAUGUCAAUUCUGCAAUUUCUAUUUUAUUUUUACUUAUAUUGUUGAUAAUCCGUUCGAUUCGCACGUGACAAAUAGAGAGUGCAAAGGCGUAAGCCUUCUCCCCUCAACUGUACUGAAGUGAAACGUUCCAAAGGGACAAUACCUACGCGGAUAUGCUUCAUCAGCAUUGGCCAACUGUGGAUAAGGACAAAGUGCAUUCAUAUUGACCCAACUACGAAAAACUCGACGCCUAUGUAGGAUUCGAACCCACGACAGACAGAGUGCCCCCGAACACAUCCCAACCUAGAAGCCCUCUCUUUCGAAGGAAAUACAUAACCAAUUUAUGCGUUUUGCGUGUACCAUCUUUUUCGGGUGACAAAUUCACAUACACUAUUACACAGCGAACCACUGCGCAUUUACUGCAAAGCACAGCAUAGGAGCGUUCUAGCAUCGAUUGAGCGCUUUUACUCUGCUCAAAAGACGAGGAGAGAUUCUAAAUAAAGGUUUCUAUUGUAAUUAAGCCCCGGGUGCACUAAUUGCAGGUAUUUUCGUCAUCAAUAGUGGCAUAUUUGGUAGUUUGUUUUAAGUAUAAGCCGUCUUAAAUGACGUAGAAAUAGUGGGGUUAAAAAAGCUAUAACAUACAAGGAAAAGUGUUUUGAGUUUCCAGAUCUGGCUGUCUGAGCUGGUAAAACUGAAUGUCUGAAGACGUGCUUUGGUUCGGGACAUGCUGCCCAAACCACGGACUCCCGACCAACUUGAUUUUAUCCCCGACUGAAAGAAAAACACUUUGCCUAUUGAUGAUGCAAGAAGUUGUAUCGAUUUUUAAGCGUUAGAGGGCAAGUUUUAAAACUUCUAAGAUGAUCGCCGUAGAAUUGGAUCUGGCGACCAGAAAAGAUCUUUCUUUCAGGCGAACAUUCAUAAAUAACCUGAUAUCGGCAAUACAAUGACAACUGGAUGAUAAGCGGCCAAAGGCCGCAAAACAGUCCGUCAUUAACUGUAGGAAGCAGCGUUACCACUUACAAAAAUAGCAACUUCGACCGGGAAAAAUUAUUUCCAGACUCUGUGUUCGUACAAAAAACCGGGCUACUAACUUGGCACAUGGAUGCCUCGACCGAAACCGCAGUAUGGCUAUAAAGACGGCUCCCGAGUUCGCAUCGUCGAAUUUAAACGAAAGGGUCAAACAUAACCUUGGACUAUUUCGGGAAUAUUUUGAGACUGUAUACCGCUACCACGCGUCUGAACCCAGAUGUGGAACUUACUAGUGCGUACCUCCGUCCUAAGGAUUGGAUCGAGGUCGAAUAGACAGACCAUGACUCAGCCUGAUGGGUUGUCCGUCUGUCAGUUUCAGCGUAAUUGUCAGUAAUACUGCAAUCUUUUGAAGUGCAGAUAAGACGGAUACCUUCCUUACGUAAAUAUUUCAGUAGAAACAAUUGCACAGGCAAAUUGCUUCUCACUAUUUGUCUUUGAAGGACUGGUAUGUACUGGGCCACCUGUUGAAAUUCUACUCGUUGGUCUCGCCUUUUGGUCUCACCCACCCCCAAACGUUAGGACCUACGACUAAGAUCUCAGCAGGUGCCACAUUUCAUCAUGCUCCUCUGAAAACACACGACGGGAAGCAGUUAACACGUAAGAUUGCUCUUACAGCUUGAACUUUGCAUAGAAUCUACUCAUGCUGUCUGUAACUUAAAAGCUUGCAAUAUAAUAAAUCUUUUGUGUAAAGACUUUAAGAUGAACCACCCCCAGGGUUGGGCUAUGGCCUGUUCAUCUUAUCUUGGCUCAGCAGUGGGACGAGCGAGGAAUAUAAGUGCAGAGACGAAUGAUCGCUUUCCUUCAGAAAACGGCUUAUAGAACCUUGUUCCAGUGAUCGCAUAUUCGUCUUCAGAACUGCUACCUGAAACUCGCAUGUUCGCUUCUAUCAGCAAUCUAUUUUGACGCGAUCCGCUCUGAUCGACACGACGGUGGGAAACCUUUGCCCAUCGAGAGUCGUCUACAUAUGCGCAGAUUCGAUUUCUGCACAGGUGUCUCGACAACACUGUGCUGCCGAAGUGUGUUUCAUACAAACCUCCGGUCAACACAGAGCUGGUGAGACGCGCAGUAAUUCAAAACGGUCCACGAAUGGUCCGAGUGCUUCUUCAAGACUCUCACUCACGAAUUCCCAAAUACCGUCAGAGGAUUGACCAAGAGAAUGCAAGGCUGCUGAUAAAAGUGAACCGGCGAGUUCCAGGUAGCAGUUCAGAAGAUGAAGAUGCGAACAAUGGAACAAGAAAUUUAUUUGCCUGACGUUUCGCAUCCUUACUCGAAUCCGUCAUCAGAGACAUUAGCAGAUAAAGGUGAUGGUGGCAUCAGGAGUCCAGUAUCUAUAGCACGUGGCUGCCGUGGGAUCGCAUGCGCACUGCAAGUAACAGUUUUCGCAAUCACCACUGAGGUCGUAAUUGAUGCGGCGGCUUGUCGGUCCGAGCCCGAGUUGUUAAUGGCCGCGAUUUCUGAUAGAAGCGAACAGGCGAGUUCCAGGUAGCAGUUCAGAAGAUGAAGAUGCGAACACCGGAACAAGAAAUUUAUUUGCCUGACGUUUCGGAUCAUUACUCGAAUCCAUCAUCAGAGACAUUAGCAGAUAAAGGUGAUUGUGGCACCAGGAGUGCAGUAUUAAUAGCACGUGGCUGCCGUGGGACCGCAUGCGCACUGCCAUUAACAGUUCUCGUAAUCACCGCUGGGGCCUUAAUUGGUGCGGUGGUGGCUUGUCGGUCCGAGUCCGAGUCGGUACUUGCCGCGAUUUCGUCAUCCGUGCUGGAUGCUGGUGUGACGAUUGCUCGGAAAACUGGCUCACUGUCACCGUGAUGAUUGCUCGCCCGCGUCCUCCCCACGUGACUGAUUCUCCUGCCCAGGAAAAUCGCAGUACGCUAUAGGGUACCGGGAGGUCAUUGUGCUUGUUGAUGGAUUGUGGGCCUGAGAACCAUGACUCGAGCAGCUCGCGGUUCUUGCGGUUGUCACCCCUUGCGAGGAUUUUGGCCUCUUGAAAUUUGAAAAUAUGUCUGGUCCCGUCGAGUGUGCCGCCACCUGAGAUCUAGCAUCUCCCCGCCUCACUGCUGCUGCGUGCUCGGCAACUCGUGUCCGUGCCGAACAUGCACAGGAACUGGCAGUCGAGACCAUCGAACUACUCCUAGGAGAGAAAUACGACGAAACAGAGAAUUGCUUCGGACACGCCCAAAUCAUCCAGCUCAGGAAGUUCUGUCUCAAGACGUACUUUACUUUCGACGGAACAAUCUACGAGCAGGUGAAGGGAACGCCAAUGGAUUCGCCGAUUUCGGGACUCAUAGCCGAGGCCGUCCUACAACGGCUGAAGUCGCUGGUUUUCCGACACCACAGACAGAAAUUGUGGACUCAGUAUGUGGAUGACACCUUCGUCGUCAUCGAAUGGGAGCGGGUGCUGACAUUCAAAGAACAUCUCAACGCCAUCUUCUCAGACAUUCAAUUCACGAUGGAGGAGGAGGAGGAGGAUGAGGAGGAGGAGGAGGAGGAGGAGGAAAACAAUCAGCUGGCCUUCCUGCAUCUUCCCGUCUACCGCAAAGUUUGUGGUGGCCUAAAAACCAAAGUGUUCAGGACAGCGCCAAAUACAACGCGAAUACUGAACUUCAAUGACAACCACCCGGUCAGUCACAAACGCAAUUGCGUAAGGGCGCUAUACCGGCGCGUUGAGACGCACUGCAGUAAAAUGGAAGACAAGGUUGCUGAACUACAAUAUCUUCGAUGGAUAAUGAGAGCCAAUGGUUACCCGCGCAACUUUGUCAACCAGUGCAUACGAAAAGGACACCAUAGACCAAAUCCAACCGGCCCAAAAUUUUGGCGGGCUCUUCCGUACAUGAAGAACGUCUCGGAAGCCGUCAGUCGUCUUCUCACUCCACUUGGAGUUGGGGUUGCACAGAGGCCGGAAGCAACCAUUAGGCGCCAAGUCAUGAGGCCAAAAGACCCGCUGCCACGGCAGGAAACGUCUGGAGUCGUUUACCGGAUCUGGUGUAGUUGCGGACAAAGCAAUUAUGUCGGAGAAACUGGGAGAUUACUCCGUAUGCGAUUUGCCGAGCACGUUGCAGCAGUGAGGCGGAGAGAUGCUAGCUCUCGGGUGGCGGCACACUCAACGGGACCCGGUCAUAUUUUCACAUUUCAAGAGGACAAAAUCCUCGCAAGGGGUGACAACCGCAAGAACCGCGAGCUGCUCGAGUCAUGGUUCUCAGGCCCACAAUCCAUCAACAAGCACAAUGACCUCCCGGUACCCUAUAGCGUACUGCGAUUUUCCCUGGGCAUGAGAAUCAGUCACGUGGGGAGGACGCGGGCGAGCAAUUAUCGCAGUGACAGUGAGCCAGUUUUCCGAGCAAUCGUCACACCAGCAUCCAGCACGGAUGACGAAAUCGCGGCAAGUACCGACUCGGACUCGGACCGACAAGCCACCACCGCAUCAAUUACGACCCCAGUGGUGAUUGCGAAAACUGUUAAUGGCAGUGUGCAUACGGUCCCACGGCAGCCACGUGCUAUAGAUACUGCACGCCUUGUGCCACCAUCACCUUUAUCUGCUAAUGUCUCUGAUGCUGGAUUCGAGUGA
This is a messenger RNA of Spirometra erinaceieuropaei, 6601 nucleotides long. The record is from the annotation of a GenBank genome assembly. NCBI's taxonomy places the organism in Eukaryota, Metazoa, Platyhelminthes, Cestoda, Diphyllobothriidea, Diphyllobothriidae.